GAACCUUCUGUUCCGGCUAGUGUUUCCGCGGAGACGACGCGGGAGGCCAAGGCGGAAGUAGCUUGGGCGUGUGGGCGGAGCUAAGCGCAGCCAUGUCGGCGGCCCUGCUGCGGCGGGGCCUGGAGCUUCUGGGGGCACCCGAGGCCCCCGGCGCCGCGCCCGGCCAGACCAAGCCCACUGGGCCUCCGGGCAAGCGGUCCCGGAAGGCGAAGGCGACCCAGGCCCAGAAACUGCGGAACUCAGCCAAGGGAAAGGUGCCCAAGUCCGCGCUGGCCGAGUUCCAGAAGCGAGAGCGUCGAGGCUACCUGGGGGUGAACCUGAAGUUUAUGACCAGUGCCAGAAGUGCCGUGGCGGAGUCCGUCACCCAGCAGAUUGUGCGUCAGAACCGGGGCCGAAAAGCCUGUGACCGGCCUGUGGCCAAGACGAAGAAGAAGAAGAAGGCCGAGGGCCCCGUGUUCACUGAGGAAGACUUCCAGAAGUUCCAGCAGGAGUACUUCGGCAGCUAGGCUCCUGGGGGGCGGCGCAGUGGGCGAGGCGCUCACGCCCAGCCGCCGCCUCUGACCUCACAGCCUCUGCCGGCCCCAGGCCCCCACUGUGGACGGUGCAGCCAGCAGACAGCAACUCACGGCCAGCCCAGCUCAAGGAAGCCCCAGAGCUGGAGCCAGGCGGGGCUGCAGUGGAGCUGGAAGCCUGGGGAGGGUUUACAUUCAGACUGGAGCUCACAUCUGCAGGCUGGGGAGGAGGCCCUGCCAGAAAGGAACAUUUCUGACUCUGCUUUGGCCCAGGUAAGGCCUCCAGGCUGUGUGCUAUGGAAAGGCCAGUUACUGGGCGCUCGCCCGCCUCCAGGAGUAGGAGGAGGGUCCUGGAUAGGCCAACAGGUUCUAAUAAAUGGACCCGAGAGAGAGAG
Molecule: messenger RNA, 907 nt
Organism: Equus caballus (horse)
Lineage: Eukaryota; Metazoa; Chordata; Mammalia; Perissodactyla; Equidae
Gene: RPS19BP1
Product: ribosomal protein S19 binding protein 1
Cellular component (GO): nucleolus
Molecular function (GO): enzyme binding
Source: RefSeq, a predicted model, not a curated record